Poecile atricapillus (Black-capped chickadee) is the source of this 2278-nucleotide messenger RNA. It is a transcript of the gene OLFM3, whose product is annotated as olfactomedin 3. The transcript has 6 exons. Gene Ontology annotation, biological process: signal transduction. NCBI's taxonomy places the organism in Eukaryota, Metazoa, Chordata, Aves, Passeriformes, Paridae. The record is from RefSeq and is a predicted model, not a curated record. The coding region runs from base 239 to 1615 and encodes 458 amino acids.
GGGGCGGGGUGGGACGGGGCCGUGGAGCCGCUCCGCCAGCUCGGGCAGCGCCGUCCUCGCCCGCCCUCCCCGCGCCGAGGCUGCCCGCGGAAUGAGCGUCCCCCGGGCGGCUGCCGCUGCCGCCUCCACUCGGGCUCCGGCGGGCGGGCGGAGAGUGCGGCUGCCGGCGCGGUCGCUGCGGCGGGAGCGGAGUGAAUGACCGAGAGGAGCGGCGCGGAGAGGCAGCCCCGGGAUCAGGAUGCGGGCGCCCGCCGGCAUCCUCAACCUCCUGCUGCUGUCCUUGCUGGCCGGCCUCGAUCCCUCCAAGACUCAGAUUAGCCCCAAGGAAGGAUGGCAAGUUUAUAGUUCAGCCCAGGAUCCUGAUGGCCGUUGCAUUUGCACUGUUGUUGCACCUGAACAAAACCUAUGUUCGAGAGAUGCCAAAAGCAGGCAGCUCAGACAGCUACUAGAGAAGGUUCAGAAUAUGUCCCAAUCUAUUGAAGUUUUAAAUCUACGGACUCAGAGGGAUUUCCAGUAUGUUUUAAAAAUGGAAACACAAAUGAAGGGGCUGAAGGCCAAGUUUCGACAGAUCGAAGAUGAUCGGAAGACAUUAAUGACAAAGCACUUUCAAGAGUUGAAAGAAAAGAUGGAUGAGCUCCUGCCACUGAUCCCAGUUCUGGAACAAUACAAAACUGAUGCCAAGUUGAUCACACAGUUCAAGGAGGAAAUUAGGAAUCUGUCUACUGUGCUCACUGGGAUUCAGGAAGAAAUUGGUGCUUAUGACUAUGAGGAACUACACCAGCGUGUAGUCAAUUUAGAAACCAGGCUUCGUGACUGCAUGAAAAAGCUCACGUGCGGCAAAUUGAUGAAAAUUACCGGCCCCAUUACAGUGAAGAUAUCUGGAACCCGAUUUGGAGCCUGGAUGACAGAUCCAUUGGCAUCAGAGAAAAAUAACCGAGUCUGGUACAUGGAUAGUUACACUAACAAUAAAAUUGUCCGUGAAUACAAAUCAAUCGCAGACUUUGUCAGCGGGGCCGAAUCAAGGACAUACAACCUUCCAUUCAAAUGGGCAGGAACCAACCACGUUGUCUACAAUGGCUCCCUCUAUUUCAACAAGUACCAGAGCAACAUCAUCAUCAAGUACAGCUUCGACACGGGGCGGGUGCUGGCACAGCGUAGCCUGGAGUACGCUGGCUUCCACAACGUCUACCCUUAUACCUGGGGUGGCUUCUCUGAUAUCGACCUGAUGGCAGAUGAAAUUGGGCUGUGGGCUGUGUAUGCCACCAACCAGAAUGCAGGCAACAUUGUCAUCAGCCAGCUGAACCAGGAUACGCUGGAGGUGCUGAAGAGCUGGAGCACGGGCUACCCAAAGAGAAGUGCUGGAGAAUCCUUCAUGAUCUGUGGCACCUUGUAUGUCACUAACUCGCACUUAACAGGAGCCAAGGUCUACUAUUCCUACUCCACAAAAACCUCCACUUAUGAGUACACAGACAUUCCUUUCCAUAAUCAGUAUUUUCAUAUAUCCAUGCUUGACUACAAUGCAAGAGAUAGAGCUCUCUAUGCCUGGAAUAAUGGACAUCAAGUCCUGUUUAACGUCACCCUUUUCCACAUCAUUAAAACUGAGGAUGACACAUAAUUUUCUUUCCCUUACCUCUCUCCCUCAAAGCAGUCUCAUUUGUGAUUAACUCUAAAAGUAUCCAUCUCUCUCAGUUCCUUUUAAUUUACAUUUCUUUCUUCAUUAAACAAAAUCAACAUUUUCUACUAUGUAAUGCAUUUCAAAUAUGGCUGAACCUGUCAAAAAUGACCUGUCAGAAAUAAAAAGCAUCUUAACUCAUGAUUCUGCAAGGUCUAUUAAGACCUUGCCCUGAAAAGCACUAAAGAGGAUUGAAAUGGCUAAAGACAGUUUAAAAGAUUACGAUCUGCCUUAUUUUAGAGUCGAGACUAAUGGUGGCUUAAAUGCAUGAAUGUCUUUUUUUACCUCAUUUUUUGUUUUAAUAUAUUGCUUAACUUCAGGAAACAUUUUGGUAGUGUCAGACACAUAUUGCACAUUGUAUUUUUUUAUUUAUUCCAAAAAAAAGAUUUAGGAAUUUAAUUUACUUAGACAAGGAUUAUGAUUCAUUUUGCCAUCAUCCAAUUUCAGAUGUGGUGCUGUACAGUAUGUUUUUAAAUCUCUUGCAAACAUUUUAUCAACGGUAUGUAUUUCUACCAUUGUAACCACCAUUGUGCAAUUGUAUCUCUUCACUUAUGUGAAAGUAAACUAAGUACUAUUUUUUAUAAAAUAUAUCAAAGCUUAAUUGCA